Molecule: messenger RNA, 344 nt
Organism: Gongylonema pulchrum
Lineage: Eukaryota; Metazoa; Nematoda; Chromadorea; Rhabditida; Gongylonematidae
Source: the annotation of a GenBank genome assembly
CUGUAUCUAUCGCGCCGACUGCAAGCACCAGACAGUAAAAUUCGAUCGUUCUACAUUGGUGCAUUAGAUAGACAGAAGUUCGUUCGUUUGGCUGUUGCUAGGGUCGAUGUGACCAUCGAGAAGGUCCCAGCGAAUGCGCCAAAAUUUACCACCUUAAAUUAUUUCAAACACAUGGACCGACUGCCACCCCAAACUACUGUACUUCGAGUAACUGCCCGGUAUGUUUCUAUCUUCUUCCAGUUUAUGUUCAGAUUUGCAUUGCUUUCAGCAUCAAUACAUUUUGAUAGUAAAUUGCUACCUGCGCGUACCAGGAGCUUAAACUUGUCGCCAGGUUGUUUCUAAGC